AUGGUAAAGAGUCAAAUAGGGCAUCACUACACUAGUGAGGAAGAGAUCGAGGAAAUUGUGGACAAACUAGAAGCAUCUCGUGGUUUUAACCAAACGCAGAUAAAGGAACGGCUAAAUAAAAUUCAAAAAGAACAUGGCUACAACAAAUCACAGAUGACGAAAAUGUUAGAGAAACUCAAUGAAUCGGAUCAGUACGCGAUUUUACACUAUGGAGUUCUUUUCAAUAAUGUCCCUUUCUGCCGAUGUCUCAUUGAGAUCUACAAUUGCAAUGUUAAUCUAUUUGGUUGGGAUGGUGAGACACCGUUGCAUAUUGCUGCUCGCUUAACGGAAAUUAAUAGGCCGUUACAGACUGAGCAGUCAUCGAUCUUGUUAUAUCUAUUGAACUCGACGAAAGUCAAAAUUAACAUCGACAUACAAGAUAGUCAAGGUCGAACGCCUCUGCAUUUCGCAGUCAUGUACAACUGUUUUGAAAGUGCCAAAUGUCUCAUGAAAUAUGGGGCAAAACUUGACGUUCCUGACAUUCGAGGAGCCAUUCCACUUCACUACGCGUGUCGCUUUCAUCAGGAUGAGAAGAUAAUUGAGAUGAUCCAGCUGCUCAGUCGUGAUGAAUCUUUAUUAGACUACAAAACGCGUGAUAACAAGCGACCUAUUGAUGUGGCGGCUGAGCAUGGUAAUCUUAAAGUUAUCCAACAUCUCUUGAAAUUUAGACAAUUAGAAGUUUACAAUAAGAAAGCAGCUGUUAUUGAUCUAGUGCAAGCAGCUGCCCGCCAUCAUCAAAACGAAGUCUUAUCCUUUCUAAAAAACCAAUAUCAACAUAUGCUCAAUAGUUAUAUCAAUACACUUCAUUUUGCCUGUCGACAAUUACAUGGUGAUAAAAUGAUUUCGCAUUUGAUUAAUCGGGAAAGUAUAAUGUACCAAGACCAACAAAGUGGCUUUAGUCCAUUGAUGAUAGCUAUCCAACAUCGACAAUUGAAAUGUGUUAAAGAACUACUUGCCCAUGAAGAUUUCACAUCAGACGCAUUUGAAUUGAUUAGUUUCACAUCUUUAUCCAACGUAUUACAUAUUUGUGCAAAAAUCAAUCAAGAUGAAAUCACCUCAGCGAUAUUUAAUUGUCCAUAUAUGUCUGUUUUUUUAGCAGUUGCUGCCGAUGUGCAUGGCGAUACACCCUUACACGUUUGUGCUCAAGUAGGCAAUACACACAUGACUCGCCUCUUGCUACAUUAUAUGGCUCAAAAGAAUAUUUCGCCCGUAGUACCUAUUUCACAUCAUCCUACAUAUCGCUCGAUGACCAAUCUAGAUUCCAAUGGUCGACCACCAGAAAAGCCUUCUAAUCAAAAGACACGGCAAAUCAUUUCCCAAACAUCACCAUUGAAUAAUCACGUUUGGGCGAUGCUGACUAAAAAGAAUAAUAGCAAACUAAUACCACUACAUGAAGCGAUUCAUCAUGGCCAUUUAGAUGUUAUCAAGGAAAUGCUCCAAUUUGUUCAUGUAUCUAUGAUUAAUCAAUACGAUGAUCAGCGGCGCACAAGCUUGCAUAUGGCAGCGGAAAAAGGUCAUUUAGAUAUUGUAGAACUUCUUCUCAACCAUGGUGCUGAUGCACAUGCGUGUGAUAUAAAUGAUUGCACCCCGUUGCAUGAUGCCGCACGUUGUAGUAUGCAGGAGAAUGAUAACAAAGAGCGACCGCAAUGUAUCGAAAGUCUCGUCAAACAUGGUCAUGUCAAUGUCAACUCCAUGAAUAUUCGGCUAGAGUCACCAUUACAUAUCGCUUGUGAAUAUGGUUCUAGUGAGCUUUUUACAUGUUUACUUGAACUUGGCGCCAAUCUAUUCGACACAAAUAUCGAUGGUUAUAAUUGUCUUGAAUUGGCUGUGAUAAAAGGGAACGAAGAGGUUGUUCGCUUUUUAAUUCAACACGAGGAUGCUCUAGAACUAAUGCGCAAUGCACAAAUUCGAGAAGAAAAACGAAGUUGGAGUUGCUUUUCCACUUGUCAUAAGAUAGCAGAUACACCUAUGCGGAAACUUAUCCGUGAAAUGCCCAACAUGGCUUUGCUCAUGCUCGAAAAAUGUUCAUUCAAAGUGGGCAACAAAGAAACGAAAGUCUUCAAUCAGAUCUACAUUUAUGAAUUUCUAGACGAUCAAUAUACUGUUAAGGAUUGGGAAGAAGGUAAUUUUGGAGUGAAGAAGAAUAUUGACAAGCAAAGUAAAUUGUACACUUCGAAAACGAUCGAUCUCGUCACAAAUCAUCCACUAUUUCUAAUGGCUUCCUGUGAAGCUACUGAUCUUAUGGCACAUCCACUCAGUACUUAUCUUGUACAGCAAAAGUAUAACAAAUUCGGCAUUUAUCUCUACUGUUUCUUCAUCCUUUUCUAUAUUAUCUACCUCGCCAUUUUCACUACAGUCGCAUUACGCACAGACCAUCCACAAGCGUACUACGAUCUUGCAAAUAUAAACAGUUUUGACAAUAGUUUAUGCUAUAAUGUUUCUCAAGUACUUCUGUCAGGAUCAGUAGGCUUAGGUGGUAGGAAGGAAACUGCUGACUAUGUCCUGAAAUAUAUUCUGUACGUUCUAAUCUGGUGUCAUGUGUUCAAAGAUUUAUGCAUGAUUAUUGAAAUUAGUCAAGUUUAUGUCAUGAAAACUUUUGGCCAUUGGCUGGAAAUCGCUGCUGUUGUGUUGGCCUUCGUUUUUGUCUAUGACCAAAAAUACCAAACGAAUUUGACCUUUCGUUGUCCUCUUCAGUGGGAAAUUGGAGCAUUUGCCUUACUUCUCAGCUGGUUAGCUCUAUUGCAGUACGUUCGAUUUCUGCCGAUCGUCGGUCUUUACGUUGCCAUGCUUACGGUUAUUCUGAGAAAAUUUAUGAAGUUUUUGAUUAUACUUGUUAUAUUGAUUAGCGGGUUUGCAUUGAGUUUUCAUAUGGUCUUUCAAAACUUCAAACCAUUCAAAAAUACAGGUCUUUCUUACUUUAAGGCAGCAAUGAUGGUAUCGGGAGAACUCGAUUUUGACGAUUUCAUGUACAACGAUGAUACAGAAGCCUAUUAUAAGGUGGCCUACGUCAUUUAUAUUCUUUUCGGUGUUGUCAUGACAAUUUUUGUCACUAAUCUUCUUAUUGGACUGGCCGUUGGUGAGAUUCCACCUCUGAUGAAACAGGCCGAAGAUCAUGUCAAUUUGAUAUUUUUUCAACUUGUCGCGGAGUGUGAAAUUUUUCGAUACCAAUUAGCUUGGGUAUUGUGUCGUAGUGAUAUGAAUGAUGCUAUCGCUUACAGUUAUCAAGAUUUGAAGAGAAUACCUUGGUAUAAACGAUUAAAACGCUGGAUACUGACACGCUGUGGAACUUCGGUCAAUGAUGAUGAUCAAUCAGAGUCUACUAUGAAUGAAAUGCUAGAACAACAUACUUUAUUACUUCAAGACCUCAAGAAAAAGAUGUUAGUCUUGGUUGAACAAAGCAAACCCUCAACUGCGAACAGACAACUUCAACACUGA
This is a messenger RNA of Adineta ricciae, 3474 nucleotides long. The record is from the annotation of a GenBank genome assembly. Lineage: Eukaryota; Metazoa; Rotifera; Eurotatoria; Adinetida; Adinetidae.